Messenger RNA from Ooceraea biroi (clonal raider ant), 6400 nucleotides. RefSeq names its product alpha-Mannosidase class II b (gene alpha-Man-IIb). Lineage: Eukaryota; Metazoa; Arthropoda; Insecta; Hymenoptera; Formicidae. Gene Ontology annotation, molecular function: alpha-mannosidase activity; carbohydrate binding. Gene Ontology annotation, biological process: mannose metabolic process; N-glycan processing; protein deglycosylation. Gene Ontology annotation, cellular component: Golgi membrane. The record is from RefSeq and is a predicted model, not a curated record.
UUGAGCAAAAAAACCCUCAAAACUAAAUCACACCCCUAAUAAUAAUCUUCGUAAUAUCGCCGCUUAUUUUAUAAAACUCCGCACUGUUGCUUUACAUCGUUGCUUACUUUGCAUGCACCAGGUUCAAAUUCCCUAUUAACAAAAUUGUUUUCUCAGGUAAAUGUAUUCAAAUGUAGGCAAACGCUUGAAACAACAGUUCGGGAGUACAUUUGUCUACCUGUCUGUUCUGAAACGAGAGAAAUCAUCUCUAGUCCCUUCCGGGCUAGGAAGUAAUCCCUCGGAUAUCUCUCUCGGAUCUUCCAGAAUGGCAACGAAUGAGAGACGCAAUCUUUCAGGAGGGGAUUUGCAAUCUCGCGGUAUCUCUUCUGCUCCCUCUUUCUCACAUCGGCUAGCGACUUCCCUUAACCAUCCAUUUCAACCCUUUUUCUCCCUCUCCCUCUAUGUUUCUACAAUAUGUUUCUAUGUUCCUCUCUUGAUUUCUAUCUCCCUCUCUUCCCCUUUUCUCUCUACCACCAUCUACGACCUUCCGCAAUAAUGCUCUAUCGGCGGGACAGCACGACGAACGUGCAAUUUGCGGCCAAGCUCCGGCUUUCUCGAAUAAUUGAUGCAAUUUCCGGGUUGCGAGCGAGCUGCGAAUGACCCUGAGAAUCCGGAUUUUAGGUGAAUUCACAAAAUACUCGCGUCACAACAAUAUUAAUUUCCGUGUGCUUUUCAAGUAAUGUUACAUCGAAAAUCGUAAAUUUUUCAUACAUGAUUCGUAUCACAACAUAUUAUAACAGUGAAGAAGAGUUUGCAUAAGCGACCUAUACAUAAAUCGAUGUAACGUUAUUUGUAACGUCGAUCGUAUGUCAUUUGCCGGCCUCACAAAUAUUGUUCAUCGCACCUACUCGACACAUCCAUAAUAAUCAUUGAUGAGAUUAUGCUAAAAGCAUGGAAGCGAACGAUAAUGUAACGGUGAUAGCACUACACAAUACCCGAGCACCGCGUUGUCGCCGCAAUCAGACAGAAAGUUGGACACAUCUAUCGCCUAACUGCUGCCGACUCUGGACUAAUUCUAUUAGUUGUCCCUGGUGAGCUUUCUAUGACACCGCAAACCCUCUUCGCUUCGCAUUUCUGUACGAUUAAUUUCGCAGCUUCUUUAAAAAACUCUUUAAAAGAUUUUACAUUGAUUUCAUAUCGAAAACAUUUCGAAUUUCUCAUUAGUGACCAAGCAAUAUAUAAUAUUUCGUUAAUAUAUAGGAUUGAUUGACUUGUGUUUUUAAUUUACUCGAUAAAUUGAUACAUGCAUAGGUAAUUAGUAAAUCUCUCGGUGCUUGCGGCGCACGUUCAUUAUGGCUAGAAGAAUUGGCGCAUUUAAAUGGCAAAAACAGCGGAUUAAUUCGCAUUAUGAAUAUUUGAUCGCACCGUGACUGGCUGAACUUUAAAAGGCUUCCGCGAAUGCAAAUUAAUGCACGCACGUAAAAAAGACCGACAGGCGGGCCAGUGAAUGCGGCUUUUGCGAUAUGCGCGACCCAUAAUUAAGUUGUAGAUUAGUUUUAGCGGAUUAAACGGGAAUAAACUAUAAUCCAAACUUGUACGCGAAUUGUAUUGCACCUGUCCCGUUAGUGAAAUUGACUUUGAGUAGAACGACGAAUGAAAAUCCAGAGUGGCCCUCCAACAAGUUUCUAAAUGGUUCUGAAAAAAUACCUCAGACUUUAUGACGUUCUCAUAAAUACAGAUAUUAUUUUAUUAAACUAAAUUACAUAAAAUAAAGAGACUUUUAUGCAAGCAAGAUCCAUGAAAAACGCCACAAUUUUAUGAUGCUCUCUGAAAAAUUACUCAAUAUUGAACCAGUAAAAACCGUUGUCUUUUCUCAAACUUCAGGUCACCAAUGGCUGAAGACGAACCUCGACGUAAUUCCCGAAUCGGGCUGGUCCGUCGAUCCAUUUGGCCAUGGCGGCACCAUACCCUACUUCCUGAAAGCGUCAGGUGCUUCCGGCACAGUGAUCCAAAGGAUACACUACGCGUGGAAGCAAUGGUUUGCCAGAAAACAAUAUGGAGAUUUUAUCUGGCGGCAACCAUGGGAUCGCACCGGUGCCGCCGAUAUGCUUACCCACAAUCAGCCCUUCGACAUCUACAACAUCAAGCACUCGUGCGGCCCGCACCCCCAUGUCUGUUUAAACUUCGACUUCCGCAAGAUACGCGGCGAGUACACCGAGUACUCGGUACGUGCUGUCGAGAUUACGCCCAACAAUGUCAAGCAGAUGGCCGAGCUUUUGCUGGAGCAAUAUGCGAGAACCGGCUCGUUAUUCAGCCACAACGUCGUGCUGAUGCCUCUUGGCGAUGACUUUAGAUACGAUCACGCAAUUGAAUGGGAUCAACAGUACACCAACUACAAAAUCCUGAUGGACUACAUAAAUAGUCGCAAGGAUGAGUAUAACGCUGAGGUGGUGUUUGGCACGCCAAAGGACUACUUUCGCGAGAUACAGAAACGCGUAGACAAGUUUCCGUCGUUGAUGGGAGACUUCUUUGUGUACUCGGACAUCUUCAGCGAAGGCAGGCCGGCCUAUUGGAGCGGCUAUUUCACCACCAGGCCGUACAUGAAGAUCCUGGAUCGCGAGUUGGAGGCAAAUCUUAGAUCUGCCGAGAUCCUGUACACGAUUGCAUUAAAUCUUGCCAAGCAGUCCAGCAAGGACAUAAAGCUCUACGAGACGUACUUUGAGAAGCUGGUGAAGGCGCGACGUAACUUGGGCCUGUUCCAACAUCACGACGCGAUUACUGGCACAUCCAAAUCCUUUGUCAUGAAGGACUACGCGCUGAAGCUGUUCGAGUCGAUUUCCGACACGACGAGUUUGCAGAGCUUCGCCAUACAGUCGCUAGCGGCCGUCACCAGUGGCAAGUCAAACUCCGUUUACGUAUUGGCUGAGUCAGAUAGGGACAGCUACGAGAAACUGCCUAAAAAGAUACCAAUCAGUGUGAAUAACCACGAGACCAGGAAGAUCGUUCUCUUCAAUCCGCUGGCGCAACCCAGACAGGAGGUGAUCAGCCUGAAAGUCACGUCGUACAAGAUCAAGGUAUUGGAUCCACAACGGAACCCGAUCGCCUACCAAAUCGCGCCAGUAAUGAACGCCACGAGCAUUACGCAUGACGUGUACGUGGUGCUAUUCGUGGCCGAGCUGAAGCCGCUGUCGAUCGCUACGUACCACCUACAGCAAGUCGACAAAGUGCCGGCGGAAGCGAUCUCGACGGUUUACUGCAGCCGCUGCGGCAAGGACAGCGUUUUCCCCAUCAAGCCGAUGCAAGUGGGCGACGUACAACUGGAGAAUCAACGGAUGAAACUGCUGUUCGAUGGCCAGACCGGCUUCCUCAAGAAGGUCACGAAGAAAUCCACCGGCAAGAUCAUGCAGUGCGCCGUGCAGUUCGCCGCUUACCCGUCCGCGCAAUUCCACAGCGGUGCGUAUCUCUUCAUGCCCGAUCCGAAUCUACGUGACACGGACAAGGACGUCCUCGAGGCGUACACGCCGCACCAGAAGAUCUACAUAGUCAGCGGCAGCCUGAGCUCCCGCCUCACCGUCGAGUACGGCCGGUUGCUAACGCAUCACGUGGCGAUCUAUCACCGCGACGGCGGUCUCGGCGAGGCCAUCUAUCUGCGCAACAUCGUCGACUUCGAAACACCGCCGAAGAAUCGCGAGACGGAGAUGUUCAUGCGAUUGCAGACCGACAUUUCGAAUGGGGACCCACCCGAAUUCUACACCGACUUGAACGGUCACCAGAUGAUCAAGCGCACCAAGAUUGAGCGGAUCGGCAUCGAGGGCAACUACUUCCCCAUCACGACGAUGGCCUACAUCGAGGAUGCGAAUCAACGGCUAACACUGCUGGUGAACCACUGCCAGGGAGCGGCCAGCUACCAGCCCGGCUGGCUAGAAGUGAUGUUGGACCGCAGGACCCUGUACGACGACUCGCGCGGCAUGGGCGAGGGUCUGCUGGACAAUCGACGCACCGUCAUCAAGCACUGGCUGUUGCUCGAAGAUGUCGCUGGUGGCAUCCGCGAUACCUAUUCCAGGCCGUCGCUGUUUGCCAAUCAGCUGAGCAAUGCCCUCAACUAUCCGGUGAACAUCUUCGUGGUGGACGGCAGCGAGCAGGAGAUCACGAUGGCAUCGGAAGUGCGACUGCUGAGCCAGAGCUUCCCCUGCGAUCUGCACUUGCUCAACCUACGCACCAAUCACGAUCAGAAGCUGCCACACUUCCCGGUAAGCAGUGCGCUGAUGGUCCUCCAUCGGCAAGGAUACAGCUGCACCGUGGGCGUCGACGUAACGCUCAAGCACUGCCCACUCACCGAUAAAAUCGCGCAAGGUACUGCGUUUUAUAAACUCGACAAUGUCAACGUCACGCGGACGUCACUGACCGGCACGCGGCCAGGCCUACGCCUCAAGGACGGCCUGCAGGAAAUUGGCCUGCAGCCAAUGCAGGUUGAAACGUACAAUCUGAACUUUGCGCAAUGAUCGUGAGCCCACCAAUCGCGCGGCCGUUGAAACCCGUCAUCACCGGCGUUAACAACGUUCAUCGGUGAAGGGAAACGCGACAACACGCGCGGCCCUUCUUCGAAUUGACACUGCCGAUACAAUCGUACCAAGUACCUACCUCUCUGUACGCAUAAUGCGCGCGAUUUUAGCGAGAACCGUAUGAUGAUUCAUAGUUCCUCGUGGAACAAUACCGGAUGAAAAACAGUAACAAGUAUCGCGGAUAAUAUUCAACGUUUUAGGAUAAUUGACGUAAUCGACUCGCGCUCGGAUUUUAUACCGAAAGAAAGCGGAUUCUUUCGCAUCGAACUUUUUAAUUACCGAUUUAAUUAUGAUAUGUAAGAAACGAGUUUUUAUUCAUACCUUUUAAUACCAAUCUCAUUGAUGUGCUUCAUUGAGCGGAAUACGACGCGCAUUAUCCUACGAGUUAUCGGAACGGCUACCGAUGCGAGGAUUUUCCACGCUAUAUAUUUCACGUAGUGCAUAAGUUUAGCCAAAUUUUAUGCUAAAUCGGAAAACGGUGCGGAUCACAUUCCGCGGGAAAACUUUGUAGGACAGGCAGGAAGAGGAGUGUGUAAAUAUUUCAAUCGACGCAAUGCAGUUGCUAAUUAUAACAAAUGUGCAAUUACGUGCGUUUACUACUGUAUAUAUUGCUCCUGUGCGAUGUGCUUACGCAUAUCGCCGACGUCAAGAACGGAAAGUAUCGAGAGGAAAAGAGAAGAGAGAGAGGGAGAGAGGGAGAGAGAAUAAUGUACGCAUAUAAAUGUAAUUAUAAAGUACAGCGAGUGCCAGAAGUUUCAGAAUAUGAUCAAAUAUCCCGAAAAACGGACAUUUCAGUAACAAAUGUUUCAAACAAAUAUUUUAGAAUUAAAUAUAUUGACAGGUAAAUUUGUUAUUAAUAUAAGUUAUUUGACCUUGGAAUGGCCUUGGAAAGCUGCGUUUAAUGCGUCAACUUUAAAAUUUUUAAUGGAAACGUCCGCUUUUUAUUGCAUAUUCUUGUAGCUAAUCUUGAGAGCUUUUCAAAACACUAAUAAAGUUUUUUUUCAUUAAGUACUUUCCAAGGCUUGAGCCUUCACAGUUACGGUAUCACCGGCAUUAGUAUUACCAAAAGUGUACCGCGUGAAGAUUAGUUGAUCAAAUUUAAACCUCUUGUGUGCGUGCGUGUGCGUUUGUGUAUUUGUUGCGCGCACAGGCGUUACGGAAUAAUUAAAAUGCUUUCGGUUGCAUAGACGCAUUUACCGAGAAGAGUGAUGCCAUUAAUGCCUCGAGAUGGCCAUCAAUAUUAAUCUCUCAAUAAUCAAACUUUUAAUAUCUUUCGAACGAGACUAAUUCCAUUCUGAUUGUUUUCCGUUCCACUCCUCAUUCGUCUCUGUGACAUUUGGAAAAUUGUUAUAAUCGGUUUCCCGCCUUUAUAAGUAUUCAAGUAAACAACCCUAAAAUAUUUGUUUAAAACAUUGUUUUGCUGCAACACGCAGUUAUUUAACAAUUUUGGAACUUUCGGCGCUCACUGUACAUUAACCAUUUUACCCCAUCUUCCUGUUCGCGGAGUCUAAGAGAUCUAAUAAAUAUCUAUACGUAUAUGCGCUGGAGCGAGAGAUCUUCCAAGUUCAUCUUGACCCUGUUUUACUUAUCCGAUUAUUAAAGUACCCGUCCUUUCAUAAUCCAAUAAGUUUCUCCAUUGGACAUAACUCUAAUCAUAUUUCACUUUUAACAUAUUUCUCAUGAACAUUUCGUGGAACAUUUUCAAGCUUUCUAUUCAGUCUUUCUAUCGUAUUAAAUUGCAAUAUAUAUACAAAUUCUUUUCUUCGUUUAUUAAAAACUAUAAAAUAUAAAACGAUAAAACGAAAAAAUAACGCUAUUGAAUUUGUAUCGUUUCUAUACAAUUCUUUUCCUCAAAAAAA